Marchantia polymorpha subsp. ruderalis is the source of this 255-nucleotide messenger RNA. The record is from the annotation of a GenBank genome assembly. NCBI's taxonomy places the organism in Eukaryota, Viridiplantae, Streptophyta, Marchantiopsida, Marchantiales, Marchantiaceae.
AUGUCUCACCAUCACGACGCUCAAGGCCGAGAAUUGUCGAAUCACGACCAGAAGAGGAGCACAAGCUGUAGAACCGUGAUGCGCGAUGACGAGAGGCGAGCCCAUCCGCUAGCGAUCGCUAUUGUAGCUGCCGCGCUCAUCCACGCCAAGCUUAGCCGAAGACAUACGGUCGGGAUCUGGAGACGAGAAGAGAGCGAACCUGGGACAGUGAUGGGUGUGCGGAGAGUGGGGAGAGUGCGUGGGGCCCAUCGCUAG